Podospora pseudocomata is the source of this 3398-nucleotide messenger RNA. RefSeq lists its product as uncharacterized. NCBI's taxonomy places the organism in Eukaryota, Fungi, Ascomycota, Sordariomycetes, Sordariales, Podosporaceae. Bases 208 to 2607 code for a protein of 799 amino acids. The transcript is spliced from 4 exons. Gene Ontology annotation, biological process: regulation of DNA-templated transcription. Gene Ontology annotation, molecular function: DNA-binding transcription factor activity, RNA polymerase II-specific; zinc ion binding. The record is from RefSeq and is a predicted model, not a curated record.
CCUGCGCGCAGGCCAGAAAAGCACAGGCCCGCCAAUCUACAAGAGAGACGUAUCGUUGAGUUUCUCGAGAGCAGCCACACACCCAACAACAGGCAGGUCCAUCAGUCGACGCAGGAAACCCGGCCCAGGGUCGCGUUCAUCCCCUGGUCGCUUUUUUUUAGGGUCAGGAAUCGUGGCUCCAUAAAAAAAUCUAAUUAAAUUCCCAGCAUGGCUCAAUCCCCCGAGUCACCCCAGUUGCGACUGCAGUCGUCUCUGGAUUCGAAUCCCGUAAAGCCGCGCGUGCUGCCAAAUAUCAACACGCUCGACGAGCACCUCCAGUCCCUACCGACCCAACCAUCAUCCCAACAGCUGCCCCAGCUGUCACAAUCCUCACGACCCUCAGAGCCCUCACAGCCCUCACAGCCCUUACAACACCACCACCCGCGCUUUUGGACACCACCACCGCCGACACAAUCACAGGCACAGGCACAGACACAGGCACAGGCACCACCGCCGUCCCAGACGUCACAGCCUGCCAGUCUGCCAGAGAGCACCAGUGCCGCCACUAGCUCCAGCACCACCAACGGCGGAGGACGCGGCGGUGAGAAGGACGCAGCCGAUGAGAGCUCGACCGUGAAACAUAGUAACACCUACCAUCACGCGCCGGGAGCCAGCCCUGCCGCUGCCGUUGCCGUCGGUGCAGCAGAGAAUUCGAUGCACCAAGUUCGGGGCAGUCAGUACGAGGCGCGAUACAACGGCGACGCGCCAAUGUUGACCGCGUCCAUGAUGUCCAACUCGCAGCCACUCCCCGGGCCUCCCCGCCAACCCGUCAACUAUGCCGGCUCGAUGCCCUACCAUCCCGACAGCCUACCGCCGACAUCGCACUACCCGUAUCCGCCGCAGGCCGUUCCGCCUGCCGAUCCUUACCGACCGACGCCAACGUCCCUUCCCAGCAUGCGAACCCUCGAUCACGGACACGGGCACGGGCACGGACACGGACACGGGCAGCCACAGCCGCCACCACAGCACCAGCACCAGCAGCACGGUAUGGCGCUGGGUGGCCACAUGGUAGCCCCAGUGGCCCCGGGCCCGUCAGGCUUGGGAUAUCACUAUGUCCACCCACAUGUUUAUGGUCUUCCCGACCCCUCUGCCGCCGGCAUGCGCUUCGCGAUCGCGCCUGGCCUGGCGGCCGACCCGCGCAUAGCCAUGAGCGGAGGCAGACACAAAAAGGAGAUCAAGCGACGAACGAAAACCGGCUGUUUGACAUGUCGCAAGCGCAGAAUCAAGUGCGACGAAGGACAUCCGACGUGCAACAAUUGCAAAAAGUCGAAGCGCGAGUGCCUGGGCUACGAUCCCAUCUUCAAGCAGCAACCGGGCCCAAGCGCCAUCCAGCCUGCCCCGAACAACCAGCAGCAACCCUCGACACCGUCCACGCUCGCGUCCCCCGCCCCGACUGUCCUGUCGUCCUCCACCACGCACGCCUACCCUCCUCCGACCGCGACGACAGCCACAUACCCGCCCCCGCCCGCUCCAAGUGUUGCAUUUGACUCCCCUGCAUCCGCAACCCCGCAGAGCAUCAAGGCCGACCAGGCAUACGACUACUCGGCGGCUAUCGACCCCGCUCUCCAAGCUGCGGAAGCCUCGAGCACGCCUGCAUCUCACUAUCAGCAGCAUAUCAAGACUGAGGGGGGCACAUCCCACACCGUUGGUGACAAGAACAAUUUGAGAGCAAAGAAGAUGAAGGUCGAUGAGCUGAUAGCACUUGGGGGCGCCUUCCCCCCAGCCCCCAGCUCGCCCCCGUCCCCCGAAACUAUCGACGAGAUGACCAAGCUGUACUACGAGGUCUACGUUCCAGGUCUGACGCUCUUUUUCGAGACGCAAUGGUAUGAUAUCGCAAAGGACCGGAUCGCGACGGUUCUCUCUGCCGCAACGCUCCCCAACGGCCAACCGCUCGUUUCUCUUUUCGCUUCCUUUGUCGACUCCAUCUCCAAAAUCCACGGCACCGACCCGAGCAAUAUGGUAGCCUCGGGCCAUCUUGAAACGUGUGUGAUUUGGGCACUCGCUCGGCUGCCGCUGCUGCCCUCUUUGAAUACUGCCCACCCACCUUCAGCAUCAAACGCUCCUGGGCGGGACUCGAACGAGGCAUGCGGUCGUCUACGUGUCUUCGAGACGCUCAUCUCCGGAGAAACGCUAGAGAGCAAUCCUUUGACACCACCGGCAGCCAGCAUGAGCCCAUCACAAAGGAGCGAGCUGGAAUUUUGGUUUCAUCUGGCGCAGUACCUUUUGCACACGCAUGCCCCAUCUUCUGGAUCUAGUACUCGUGAACAUCUUCUUGGUCUCAUGAGGUCUCUGCUGGAUGGUCGAGAAAAUCGUGAUGUGAUUUACAGCAUUGUGGUGCUCCGCGAGUUUACCCAGCGUUGGGACGCUGGCCCGAACGAGCAAAAUGUGGGAGCACAUUUGGAAGAGUCGGAUCCGCGCAGCAAGCUCGCAGUUGCCACGCGGUUCAUUCGAGACGAAGCUGCCUCAACGGGCGGGACGACAAAUGUUGUGCGGCGUCUUUCCGAUCUGGCCUAUCGAGCAUUUGUUCGACCUGGUGUCAACGUCAACAGAACCGGCAGGGGUGGUUAGCAUUCAUGGGUGGAAGGUAUCAGCCGCCUCUUUUUCUACCAGCCUCGCACGCUUAUAAUUUGCCGUCUGUAUCAAGGGUCCAGCUGGUGCCGGUCCGUCUAUCACGCGCUUCGGUAUUUUUUCUGAUCGCAAAUCACCAUUCUCACGGCAGUUUGAUGACGGCCUGGGUCUUUCCUUGUACAAUACGUUUUGUGGGAUUUCUUAGGGAAGCGGAAGAGGGGAUAUCUCGUCGGGUUGCUGUCUGCUGUCGACGAAAUCGUUCUCUGAACAGAAAUGAAGAAGAAAAAAAAGGGGGGGUGUCGGAGGCUAGCAUAGUCCUGCAUUUGGGCGUGGGGUGCACAAGGAGUUUCAUGGGGCUGCAAAAACUUGAUAUAAAAGAAAGCUGCAUCUGGUGGCAGGCGAUGGAAUCUGCAUUUUCUUUCUUUCUCUGCUUGCAUACAACCUGGCGUUCUUCUCAGUGGGAGCCAAGGUGAAGCGGUCUCUUACAUUUUAGAUUUUCAAACAUUGUAGAAUCUUUCAACUACAUACUGACCAAAUACAUUGAGCUUCGCGGCGGAAGGGUGCAGGAACUUUGAUCCCGUCCCCGUGUCUUCGUUUGUUCAGAUGUGGUGGACUUUUUGCCUCAGCCUGAUGAGGCCUUUUUAUAUCAUGUGUGUGAACUUGACAGUUUGGUCUAUAGAGGACGAGACGGCAACCACGCCAGCUUGAGGUUUUCUUCCGUAAUUUCGUGAGAGAAAUCUACUCCAGCACAAAAGAUGGCAACAUGCUUCCACAACUACUACCGACUCAAC